CGCAGUUUGUCCUGAAGAAUUACGGGGAGAACCCCGAGAACUACAACGAGGAGCUGCGGAAGCUGGAGCUGCUCCGGCAGAGCGCCGUCAGCGUUCCCAGGGACUUCGAGGGCUGCAGCACCCUGCGGAAGUACCUGGGCCAGCUGCACUUCCUGCAGAGCCGCAUUCCCAUGGGAGCGGGGCAGGACGCCGCCGUGCCCGUCACCUGGACCGAGAUCUUCUCGGGGAAGGUGGUGACACAUGAGGACAUCAAGUAUGAGCAGGCCUGUGUUCUCUACAACCUGGGAGCACUGCAUUCCAUGCUGGGAGCCAUGGACAAGAGAGUGUCUGAGGAGGGCAUGAAGGUUUCCUGCACCCACUUCCAAUGUGCUGCUGGUGCCUUCACCUACCUGCGGGAUCACUUCCCACACUCCUACAGCGUGGACAUGAGCCACCAGAUCCUCAGCCUCAACAUCAACCUCAUGCUGGGCCAGGCACAGGAGUGUCUCCUGGAGAAGUCCAUGCUGGACAACAGGAAGAGCUUCCUGGUGGCCCGGAUCAGUGCCCAGGUGGUGGAUUACUACAAGGAGGCCUGCAGGGCGCUGGAGAACUCGGAGACGGCGGCGCUGCUGGGCAAGAUCCAGAAGGACUGGAAGAAGCUGGUGCAGAUGAAGAUCUACUACUUUGCUGCCGUGGCCCACCUGCACAUGGGGAAGCAGGCCGAGGAGCAGCAGAAGUUUGGGGAGAGGGUCAUCUACUUCCAGAGUGCUCUGGAUAAGCUCAACGAAGCCAUCAAGCUGGCCAAGGGCCAGCCCGACACCGUGCAGGAAGCCCUGAGGUUCACCAUGGAUGUGAUUGGUGGGAAGUACAAUUCCGCCAAGAAGGACAACGACUUCAUCUACCACGAGGCCGUGCCCGCGCUGGACACCCUGCAGUCUGUCAAAGGUGCCCCCCUGGUGAAGGCUCUGCCCGUGAACCCCACGGACCCUGCGGUCACCGGCCCCGACAUCUUUGCCAAGCUGGUGCCCAUGGCUGCCCACGAGGCCUCGUCCCUGUACAGCGAGGAAAAGGCCAAACUGCUGCGGGACGUGAUGGCCAAGAUCGAGGCCAAGAACGAAGUGCUGGACCAGUUCAUGGACUCCAUGCAGCUGGACCCCGAGACUGUGGACAACCUGGACAUGUACAACCACAUCCCGGCCGUGCUGAUGGAGAAGUGUGCUGCCCUCAGCGUGCGCCCCGACACCGUCCGCAACCUCGUCCAGUCCAUGCAGGUGCUCUCCGGGGUCUUCACGGACGUGGAGGCGUCGCUGAAGGAGAUCCGGGACCUGCUGGAGGAGGACGAGGCGCAGGAGCGGAAGCUGCAGGAGCUGCUGGGGCGGGUCCCGCCGGCGCCGGGGUCCCCCCCGGGGCUGGCCGAGGUGAGCAAGGAGUGCUCCAAGUACCUGGAGCUGCACGAGAAGGCCAGUUUCACCAACACCGAGCUGCACCGCGCCAUGAACCUGCACCUGGGCAACCUGCGCCUGCUCGGCGGCCCCCUGGAGCAGGUCCGGGCCGCGCUGCCCACCCCCACCCUGAGCGAAGACGACAAACAGGUGCUGCAGAACCUGAAGCGAAUCCUGGCCAAGGUGCAGGAGAUGCGGGACCAGCGGAUGUCCCUGGAGCAGCAGCUGCGGGAGAUGAUCCAGAAGGACGACAUCACCACCUCGCUGGUCACCACCGACCGCUCCGAGAUGAAGAAGCUCUUCGAGGAGCAGCUCAGGAAGUACGACCAGCUGAAGGUGUACCUGGAGCAGAACCUGGCGGCGCAGGAGAACGUGCUCAAGGCCCUGACCGACGCCAACGUCAAGUACGCGGCCGUGCGCAAGGGGCUGGCCGAGGUGGAGCACAAGUGGAACACCACCGUCCAGACGCUGGUGGCCUCCUACGAGGCCUACGAGGACCUGAUGAAGAAGUCCCAGGAGGGGAAGGAUUUCUACACGGACCUGGAGGGGAAGGCAGCCAAGCUGCUGGAGCGGGCACGGGCCGUGUGCCAGGCCAGCCAGGCCCAGCGGCAGCAGCUGCUCGAGAGGUCAGCGCUGGGAGCCACCACCACUGUUCCCCCCUGCCCUACCCUGUGUCCCUCUGUACCAUCCCUGGGAGCCCCCGGGACGGCAGGGAAGGUGCUGGGACAGGGAGAGGAGCAGGAAGGCGGGGCCCUGCCGGGUGUCUGA
This is a messenger RNA of Manacus vitellinus (golden-collared manakin), 2189 nucleotides long. RefSeq names its product protein tyrosine phosphatase non-receptor type 23 (gene PTPN23). Gene Ontology annotation, molecular function: protein binding. The transcript is spliced from 19 exons. The coding region runs from base 171 to 2189 and encodes 672 amino acids. Gene Ontology annotation, cellular component: endosome. Gene Ontology annotation, biological process: protein transport to vacuole involved in ubiquitin-dependent protein catabolic process via the multivesicular body sorting pathway; endocytic recycling; early endosome to late endosome transport. The record is from RefSeq and is a predicted model, not a curated record. Lineage: Eukaryota; Metazoa; Chordata; Aves; Passeriformes; Pipridae.